UCCAUUAUGUUCGUUUGUGGCAUAUGUUUGGAUACGAAGCUAGUCUCUAAGGGUUUCAAAGAUGGCAAGUGUAGGCUUUGCAAUCACUCAUUUUGCACUGACUGCAUAUUAAAGUAUGUGGAAACUCUAAUACACCGGAAUGAUCUUCUCGAAAUGACUUGUCCAGGCCCUAAUUGUGGUAUAGAAUUGGAGCCUGAAUCUUUCCGUACCCUUUUGGCUCCUGAAGUUAUUGAUAGAUGGGAAAUUACGAGAUGCGAGUCUGCGAUUCGUUGGUCGGAGAGGAUUUACUGCCCCUUCAAGGAAUGUUCAGGCCUGUUGGUGAAUGAAGAAAGAGAGGUUGUGACCAGUGCUGAGUGCCCCUAUUGUCAUAGGCUAUUCUGUGUACAGUGUAAGGUUCCUUGGCAUGCAAAUAUGAACUGUAGGGCAUUUCAACGGAGUAAUAAAGAUUCGGAUGACAACUUUCUCAAGUUAGCCAAAUCGGAAAAGUGGCAGAAAUGUCCCCGGUGCAGUAUUUAUGUUCAGAAAAUUUCUGGAUGUAUACACGUGUUUUGCAGGUGUGGAUGCGACUUUUGCUACAGUUGUGGGAUGAAGUAUCGGGAAGGACAUAAAUGCAGAAGACGGUUUAAUUGGACCUUUGUGGAACUAUUUGCUUGUCUGUUUGAAAUGAUCGAGGCUAUCUGUUCAUCUCCCUCUUUGGAAGCUAGUGACAAAUUUUAACCCAAAAAGAGAAAAGGUCACGUAAAAAAAGUGUUAACAUUUCAUAGUUUUUUUUAUAUGGCUAUGCUUUAUCAUGCAAUACAAGGGAUGCUGUUUUCAAAUAUUAUGACAUUUUAUGUU
Vigna radiata var. radiata (mung bean) is the source of this 837-nucleotide messenger RNA. Its product is annotated as probable E3 ubiquitin-protein ligase RNF217. Gene Ontology annotation, molecular function: ubiquitin conjugating enzyme binding; zinc ion binding; ubiquitin protein ligase activity. NCBI's taxonomy places the organism in Eukaryota, Viridiplantae, Streptophyta, Magnoliopsida, Fabales, Fabaceae. Bases 7 to 717 code for a protein of 236 amino acids. The record is from RefSeq and is a predicted model, not a curated record. The transcript is spliced from 2 exons. Gene Ontology annotation, cellular component: cytoplasm; ubiquitin ligase complex. Gene Ontology annotation, biological process: positive regulation of proteasomal ubiquitin-dependent protein catabolic process; ubiquitin-dependent protein catabolic process; protein polyubiquitination.